AUGGCCAAAAUCGAAAACUACCGGGUUGAUCUAAGAAUGAAAGGUAAAUUCCAUGAAGUCAGUAGCAAGUAUCUCCCAAAGAUCGCAUCGAUCAUAACGGACCACGUGAAAGUGAUGGCGCAGAAUCUGGCGCACGAAACCCUUCUGGAAAAUUACUGCCGUGCCUGGAGAGAUUACAAGGUGGCCAGCAAAGAUUUCCAGAUGCUCUUUUUACAGUAUAACAAUUGGAUUUUAAAGGAGCACCGCCCUGUAUUCUCCAUGUCCGGCCACAAAGAGCAAUUUACUAAUCUUGAGGAUAUGACAAACUUCGUGUGGAAGAACAACAUGCUCGAGCAACGUGGCCGUGAAAUCACGAGCUUGCUAUGGAAUGCCAUCAAAAAUGAUGAAAAAGAAGUGGCAAAAGUGCAAGAAGUUGUGCAGUCCUUUAAGCAAGUUAAUGCAGUUGACCUCUUUGAAAAGUUGUUCUUUGAGAUGCUGGGAGAUUAUUACAAAUCAAAGUCUAUUGAAUGGUUCCAAGGAUUGAACGCGGCUGAGUUCAUCGAAAAAGUUCUGCGGAUGAUGGAAAAAGAAAUCACGUGGUGCAAAACAUUUAUCCCUGAGAGUUCAAUUGACAAAAUGAGCAUUAUCAUCCUCGAGAAAGCUACCGAGGAGCACAUGGAUGAGAUGAUGAUGGAAUGCCAGCAGAUGCCCAAGGUAAAUCGCAAGGACGAGUUGAAAAAACUGUACAAAAUCCUAAAGAUGCUUCCUGCUGUGAGAUUUGGGCAGGGCCGUCUGACGGCGACCUUGCGAAUCACGGUGCGAAAUGAGGCCUUGCAUUCAUCCUGCUUGAACAUGGAGGAGUUUGAGGCAAACUUGCUUAUCAUUUACAAAAAGUACGGGUCGCUGAUAAGUGAGGUGUUUUCUGACGACCCUUUCUGUAUCGAUGGGCUGCAGAAAACCCUGGAGUACAAUCCUGAAAAAGAUCGCUGCGACGGCACCAGGAUGCUGGAGGAAUGUAUUAAUGAAGUGUGCAGUUCAAAAUAUUAUUCGGUUUCAGAAUCUGAUCUGAAAGCAUUGGAGCUCAAGGAUUUGCUUCCGAAACUAAAGUUAAUCUUCGAAAAGCACAACUUGCCAUUCACGAAGCCGGAUAAGGUCCCAAAUUUGAAGCACAUGCUUCUGCGUGAGGACGAGGAGUUUGAGCAAAAGAAACGCCGACUGUCUGAUUCACCGGAGUUAAUGGACCUGAAUUAA
This is a messenger RNA of Cloeon dipterum, 1230 nucleotides long. Its product is annotated as cullin-2-like. The transcript is spliced from 9 exons. The coding region runs from base 1 to 1230 and encodes 409 amino acids. The record is from RefSeq and is a predicted model, not a curated record. Gene Ontology annotation, molecular function: protein-macromolecule adaptor activity; ubiquitin protein ligase binding. Gene Ontology annotation, biological process: protein ubiquitination; SCF-dependent proteasomal ubiquitin-dependent protein catabolic process. Gene Ontology annotation, cellular component: SCF ubiquitin ligase complex. NCBI's taxonomy places the organism in Eukaryota, Metazoa, Arthropoda, Insecta, Ephemeroptera, Baetidae.